CUCACCCGUUCCUGGAAUUUCCAUUGCGGCUUGACAAGCACAAGAACAAGAUGGCGCCGAAAACCUCGCCGUUCGAUCUCUCCAAAUGCGCGAGGCCCAACAUCCUCAAGUUGCAGCCUUAUAGGUGUGCGCGAGAUGACUACAAAGACGACGGCACCAACAUCCUCCUUGACGCGAACGAGAAUGCCUAUGGUCCUGGGCUGGCUCUUGAAGAGAAUGGGGUACAUGGCAAAAAUGACAAGACAACGGUCAACUUUCUGGGUCUGAACAGAUAUCCUGAUCCACACCAACUGGAGCUGAAGGAACUGUUCUGUCGCCUGCGAAACACACAUACCCAUACAGACAAACAAUUGAAACCAGAGAAUAUGUUCUGUGGAGUCGGCUCGGAUGAAGCCAUCGACGCGCUGUUGCGCUGCUUCUGUGUGCCUGGAAAAGACAAGAUCCUGACCUGCCCUCCCACAUACGGCAUGUACGCAGUCAGCGCAGACGUCAAUGAUGUUGAGAUCGUCCAGGUGCCCCUCAACCCUGAGAAUGGCUUCUCACUGCAGCCCCAACAAAUCCUGGACAAACUCUCCUCCGAUCCCUCCAUCAAGAUGGUGUACAUUUGCUCUCCUGGAAACCCCACCGCCAGCCUCAUUCCCAAGGAAGACAUUCAACAAAUAUUAGAGCAUCCGACGUGGAACGGCAUUGUCAUCGUUGACGAAGCAUACAUUGAUUUCUCACCUGAUGGAUCGAGCCUGGCGGAAUGGGUGUUGGAGUGGCCGAACCUGGUGGUGUGUCAAACAUUGAGCAAGGCAUUUGGCUUAGCCGGCAUACGCCUAGGAGUGGUCUUCAGCAGUCGUGAGAUUGCAGCGCUGCUCAACAACAUGAAGGCACCCUAUAACAUCUCCAGUCCAACCAGUGCCAUCGCCAUAGCAGCCUUGCAAGAAGAGAACCUUGCGGUCAUGCGCCAAUACCGCGAGAAGAUCAUCCAGCAACGAGAUAGACUCCUUCGAGAACUUCCACGCAUUCCAGGUAUUGGCCGUUUCCGAGGAGGGUCCGCUUCGAACUUCCUGCUGGUCGAGAUUUUGGACAGACCCCGGGAAGAGGGCGGACAGCCAGACAAUGUGACGGCUUUGAAUGUUUACGAGACCAUGGCGGGGCAACGCGGCGUCGUGGUCCGUUUCCGGGGAAAGGAGUACGGGUGCAAGGGGUGUCUGAGGAUCACAGUGGGCACCGAGCAGGAGGUGGAUCGUUUCCUAGAGGAACUCAGAUCUGUCUUGGGUCACAUUUACUCGGCUUCGUCGCAGGGCUCAAAGGUCAAUGGAAUCGGCAAGGAGAAUCAGAGUGAGGGGGAACGCGAGGUGGCGGCCAACAGUGUGAUAUCAUAAGGGUCACGGCUCCUCCCUAGUGGGUGCCUAGGCCCUGUCUAGGGCUGUGAGGCUUGUCUAGGGGGGGUGCGUCUGGUGCGGUGGUGCCUAGGAGUAGAGUGGAGGCUGCUUAGACUUUUCUUUUUGGCAGAUCCCAUGGCUAAAAGUCCCAUGAGCGGAAGGGGCCUUUUCCCCCAAUGGCGUUGCCUAAACUUUCAUGGCUAUCCCCAAAACUGAUAGAAAGCAACAACACCUGGUUCUCC
Cladophialophora immunda is the source of this 1612-nucleotide messenger RNA. Its product is annotated as histidinol-phosphate transaminase. Bases 51 to 1370 code for a protein of 439 amino acids. The record is from RefSeq and is a predicted model, not a curated record. Gene Ontology annotation, biological process: L-histidine biosynthetic process. NCBI's taxonomy places the organism in Eukaryota, Fungi, Ascomycota, Eurotiomycetes, Chaetothyriales, Herpotrichiellaceae. The transcript has 2 exons. Gene Ontology annotation, molecular function: pyridoxal phosphate binding; L-histidinol-phosphate:2-oxoglutarate transaminase activity.